This is a messenger RNA of Neltuma alba, 312 nucleotides long. RefSeq lists its product as uncharacterized. The record is from RefSeq and is a predicted model, not a curated record. The transcript has a single exon. NCBI's taxonomy places the organism in Eukaryota, Viridiplantae, Streptophyta, Magnoliopsida, Fabales, Fabaceae. Bases 1 to 312 code for a protein of 103 amino acids.
AUGUGUAAGUGGAUUUUCAGAGUCAAGUACUCUCCCGCCGGCUUUAUUGAUCAAUUCAAAGCCAGCUUAGUUGCAAACGGUUUUCAUCAACAAGAGGGCGUCGAUUUUUCUGAUGCCUGCUCUCCAGUAGUGAAGCCAAUCACUGUUUGCAUCGUUCUCACUCUAGCUGUCUCACGCGACUGGACUGUUUGCCAAAUCGAUGUGCAGAAUGUUUUCCUCCAUGGAUUUCUUGACGAAGAGGUAUUUAUGUCUGCAAACUCCGUCGCUCUCUCUAUGGUCUCAAAUAGGGGUGUGCAUGGCAAAGAUGGAUAG